AUGGCGGCGCCGGGCCGGGCCGGGCCCGCGCUGAGGGCUCCGCUCUGCGCUCUGCUCUGCCUGGCGCUGGCCGCCGCCGCCCGGGGCAGGCCGAGCCCCGUGAAGGUGCUGUCGGACGGGAUGUGGCGGGAGCUGCUGCAGGACGAGUGGAUGGUGGAGUUCUACGCGCCCUGGUGCCCCGCCUGCGAGAACCUGCAGCCCGAGUGGGAGAAAUUCGCCGAGUGGGGAGAGGACCUGGGGGUCAACGUGGCCAAAGUGGAUGUGACCGAGCAGCCGGGGUUAAGUGGACGAUUUAUCAUCACAGCCCUCCCUACCAUCUAUCACUGCAAAGAUGGAGAGUUCAGGAGGUACCAGGGAGCAAGGAAUAAAGCUGCCUUCAUUAACUUCAUCAGUGAUGAGGAGUGGAAAUCCAUUGAACCAGUGUCCUCCUGGUUUGGUCCUUCCUCUUUCCUGAUGAGCAGCAUGUCAGCGUUGUUCAAAUUGUCCAUGUGGAUCAGGCAUGGCCAUGGCUAUUUGACAGAAAACCUUGGAAUGCCAGUCUGGGGCUCCUAUGCAGUUUUUGGAUUGGCCACUCUGUUCUUAGGAAUGGUUCUGGGACUUAUGAUGGUGUUCCUGGCAGACUGCAUCUGUCCCUCCAAAAGGCACAGACCACCACAGCUCCAGCCUCAGCCAAGGAAACAAGGUCCAGAGUCAGCUCAUCUGCUGAAGAACAGGUAUGAAGAGCAGGAGGGAGAUGAGGGAGAUAUCUCAGAUGAGGAAACAGAGGGGAAGGAGGGGAGCAAGAGAGACUCAUCCCCGAGCGGUGUCCGGCAGCGCCCCGUGCCCAGUGCUGCUCCUCUGGAGAAAUCUUAGCUGCAUUUGCACCAGGAUUAGUGCUUGAGUCAGCCACUCAAAGGGAGAGCAAUGUCACAUCCUCCAGCUUGAAGAGAAGAAAUGACUCCUGGCUUGGUAAUGUCGCUGCAUUUCAUCAAUUCGGAGGAAAUAAUAACAAUAAUAAAAUAAAAAAAGCAUCAGGUAUUCCAAAGGAAAAGUUGCUGUUGCAAAUGGCUGGAACUUCUCCUGUCUGUGUGCAGAGAAGUGUCAAGGAAUGAUUGCUGUGGCUUCUGGGAUGAUUUGUUCCCUAGGGAUUAUUAGGAAGAGAAUGUAAACCAGAGUCAUUCCUGCAUUAGAGAGCAUUAGCAAGGAAAAUGCACUCACCUGGUUGUUGCUUAAACCUCCCAAAAGGGUUCCCUGCUCUUAUACUGUUUGUCAGUAUAAAUUUCUAGCUGUGCCCUGAAGAAAUGCUGAGGGAAAAUUUCCUUUAGUUAUGGACCUAAAAUUCCUUUAGUUUAGGCUUUUUAUGAGACAAAAACUGCCUUUUGCUAUGACAAUGAGUGCUACAAACCCCCCCCACCUCUUUUCUUACAAAGAGCUGAUGGAACUUAGCACAAGCACUCCUGCAGUGGGAUCCUCUGGCUGUCCAGAACCCUGCUGCUUGCAUCCAUUUCUUCCAGAAAAAGCUGUAGAAAACUCUCUGAGCUUCUUGGCAAAGUAGUUUUCCUCUAGGAACAAGUGACAAGCAGCACCUUGAAGUCUUGUCUGUCUCUGUGACUCCAUAGUUUACACACAGGGUUCUCUGUGCAAAUCCUCUCCAUUCCUCCUCCUGGAUGCCAGCAGGGCUCUGCUUGUUUUUAAUCCAUCAUUUCUUACUCAAAUCUUGCUGCAGAUCCAUGCAGGCUGUACCUGGCCUGAAGUUAAAAUAACUCCUUUCUAUUUCUUCUUUUUUUUUCCUCCUGUUUUCACAAAAUCAUUUUGAAACAUUAAACCUGAAUUUUUUUCUUGGAAAAAAAAGAAAAAAAAUUAGUUUACUCUUGUCUGUAUGGUGUUUGUUUUCACUCUGUAUAGAAAUAAAAAGAAUGCACAUGC
Molecule: messenger RNA, 1905 nt
Organism: Agelaius phoeniceus (red-winged blackbird)
Lineage: Eukaryota; Metazoa; Chordata; Aves; Passeriformes; Icteridae
Gene: TMX1
Product: thioredoxin related transmembrane protein 1
Cellular component (GO): endomembrane system
Molecular function (GO): disulfide oxidoreductase activity
Source: RefSeq, a predicted model, not a curated record